CCUCUCUCUCUCUCAAAUUUUCCAAAAAAGAUUUCAGCUACUUCAGCUUAUGGAGAUGGCUGAUCAUAAGAGUGAGGGAGUUUCGUCAGCUCGGUGGGCCGAGGGGCUCAGAGCCAAAUCCUCGAGACUAACGGUGAAGGUGGGUGAGUUAGCGAGGAAGACAAAGAAGCUGGCCAAGGAUGAUCCGAGAAGAAUCGCUCAUUCCCUCAAAGUAGCCUUAGCCAUCACUUUGGUUUCAUUGUUCUACUACUUCGAACCGCUGUAUGAUGGCUUUGGUGCCUCCGCUAUGUGGGCUAUCUUAACAGUUGUAGUCGUCUUCGAGUUCUCUGUAGGAGCAACACUUGGACGAGGAUUGAACAGAGUUUUGGCAACAUUUUCGGCUGCGGCUCUGGGAUUUGGAGCCCAUUUUUUGGCAGAUUUGGCUGCAGACAAAGGCGAACCCAUUAUUCUUGCUUUCUUUGUUUUCUUACUUGCUGCAACAACAACGUUCGUGCGGUUCUUCCCUCGAAUAAAGGCGAGGUAUGACUAUGGCUUCCUCAUCUUCAUCUUGACCUUCUGUUUGGUAUCAGUCUCUGGCUAUCGAGAUGACGAGAUUCUUCAAGUCGCCUACACUAGAGCCCUCACCAUUCUCAUCGGCACCUUCAUCGCGAUUCUUAUUUGCAUCUUCAUUUGCCCUGUCUGGGCCGGCGAAGAUCUCCACUCCCUCGUCUCCAACAAUGUUGAACUCCUCGGCAACUUCCUCCAAGGUUUUGGGGCUCGAUAUUCGGAUGAAUGGAAAGGAGAUAAGCAGGUUGAAGGGUGUAAGAGUGUUUUGACAUCGAGGCAAACUGAAGAGUCACUGGUUAACUUUGCAAGGUGGGAACCAGGCCAUGGGAGCUUCAAGUUUCGCCAUCCAUGGAAGCAAUAUCGCAAGAUCGGAAGCUUGACGAGGCAAUGUGCUUAUCGACUCGAGUCUCUUAAUGGCUACCUCACCACUGAAACCCAAAUCCCAUUACAUAUCCGAGACCAACUCAAGGACUCGUGCUCAAAAAUGAGCAUUGAAUCAGGCAAAGCUCUGAAGGAUCUAGCAUCUGCGAUAAGAACGAUGACUAGACCGACGUUUCCAAAUCCCCACGUCGAGAAGUCAAAGGCAGCAGCGAAGAACCUCAAGGUGGCACUGAAGAUCGGGCCAUGCAACGAUGGGAUCGAUCUUCUCGAGAUAGUUCCCGCGGCGACUGUGGCUUCCCUCCUCAUUGAUUCCAUUUCUUGCAUUGAGAAGAUUGCAGAGUCUGUUGGAGAAUUGGCCUCAAUGGCACAGUUCAAGAAAUGUGUCGAAGCUGGGAAAUUAGCUGGCUUGGAAUUGGAACAAGAUCAGCAACAAAAUUUGCCAACUCCUGCCAUAGUUAAUGGUCAUUGUCAUGUUGUACUGUAGAUUAGGGAUAAUUAAUGUGCCUCUUUUAUAUACUAAUCUUUUUUCUUUCAAUUGUGUAAUUGAAAUGUAUCAUGAUUAUGAUCCAUAUUGUAUAAUAAGAGAUUUAGGAAUUAUUUACACCAAACAUGAG
Messenger RNA from Momordica charantia (bitter melon), 1541 nucleotides. RefSeq names its product aluminum-activated malate transporter 2. NCBI's taxonomy places the organism in Eukaryota, Viridiplantae, Streptophyta, Magnoliopsida, Cucurbitales, Cucurbitaceae. The record is from RefSeq and is a predicted model, not a curated record. Gene Ontology annotation, biological process: malate transport.